Dermacentor silvarum is the source of this 4887-nucleotide messenger RNA. Its product is annotated as charged multivesicular body protein 1a. Bases 242 to 841 code for a protein of 199 amino acids. Gene Ontology annotation, cellular component: multivesicular body; ESCRT III complex. The transcript has 2 exons. Lineage: Eukaryota; Metazoa; Arthropoda; Arachnida; Ixodida; Ixodidae. The record is from RefSeq and is a predicted model, not a curated record. Gene Ontology annotation, biological process: late endosome to vacuole transport; protein transport; endosome transport via multivesicular body sorting pathway.
UCGUCCAAUGUUUCGUCUUUGCGCCUGGCUACGUCUGGCGAGUAGAAACAAUCGAAAUCCGUGGAGAGCGAGUCAGGGGGGUCAGGGCAGUGCCGUUCGGUAGGUAUAUACAGUGCGAUCAGAAGAAAGUCGUUGGCAGGUCUGUAGGACCUAGAGGACUGUAGGUAGACACGUCGUGCCGAGACCUGAUAGACGCGUGACAGCUGACGCAUUCACGGCACGCCCACUGUAACGGUACGAUAUGGAUGACAUGCUAUUUCAGUUGCGAUUCAGCUGCAAACAGCUCGAACGACUCUCCAAAAAGGCUGAGAAAGAUGAGCGAUUGCAGAAAGCAAAAAUCAAGAAGGCCUUGCAACAGGGCAACGUCGAAGGUGCACGAAUCUAUGCUGAGAACGCCAUCCGCAAGAAGAACGAAAGCAUCAAUUACCUGCGCAUGGCUUCUAAAGUGGACGCUGUGAGCUCCAAGAUCAAGAGUGCCAUAGCUAUGAAGCAGGUCACCAAAAACAUGGGUGGUGUGGUAAAAGCGCUUGACAAGGCCAUCAACUCAAUGGACUUGCAGAAGGUAUCAGCCGUCAUGGAGAAGUUUGAGCAGCAGUUUGAGGAUCUGGAUGUGCGGAGCUCAGUGUUGGAAGACGCCAUGGGCACAGCCACAACCACAACUGCACCUGCAGCCCAGGUAGACCAGCUGAUCCAGCAGGUUGCUGAGGAGAGUGGCCUCGAAAUGAUAGACCAGCUCAACCAGGCAGGUGUAACACCAGCUGAUACCAUUGCUGCUUCCACAGGCCGCUCAAAGGCCGCUGAGGAUGCCCUCACCAAGCGCCUCGCAGCUCUGCGUGACUGAUGGCCACUGCAGUUGUGGUUGCUGUGGCCACCUAGAAUGCUCUCAGUGGGGCAAGGUGGAGAGAUUCAGGUUGUCCAGUGAUUCUGUCCUACGUGCUGUGUUUUGUGCUGUGUAGCAAGCCUGCUAUUCUACUGUAUGGCCACCAAUGCCACAUUUUAUAAGUGCACAAAACAGAAGAGCAUAUUACAGCAAUUUAUGAUUUCAAAGUGUCCUGACUAUUUUUGUCGUACUGCUUAUCUUCACUCCUGUCUUCUGGCCCAUUUGACUUGUACUAGGUUUACUUUGCUAGCAGAGGCACUCUCAGCACAUGCUUUACAGUUUUUCUCAUUGCUAUGUCAAUACUUUUAAAGUCCUUCAUAAGCAAUGACUCAAGAAGUUUAUUUUGCAUGAGAGAUGUUAUGUUGGGUUUUUAGAAAAUUACUAGUUGUGGCUCUCAAGUGAUUGCUGCUGUUAGCUGUCUUUGAUGUGGCAUGAGCUUGCUACAUAGCAGUGUCCACUUUAUUGAUAGUGCUUACUGAAUUCAGCAUAUGUUUAUUGCAUCUGUGUACUGCUCUUCAAUGUCUGGAUCACUUCCUUGGUCGAGGCAGAGAGUUCACUGCACUAAACUACACAAGCUGACAGCACAGCAAGGUGAACUGCAGUCACAAAUGACAGCCAUGACACUGUAUUUGUUGACCAGUGAGAACGUUAGACUGAGGGGGGGGGGGGGGGUACAUCAAGCCUCUUUAGGUGUACUUGGCAAUCUAGUACUGGGGAGAAUAAGCUAAAGAGAGUGUAUGUUGUCACAAAUUUUUUUAGAAGGGCAGCCUUAUUAUGAUACACUGUAUUUGAAAACACACUUGUGACAUACUUUGUUUUUCCUUUGUGUGUGUGUGCAUAUUUGUGUCAUAUUGUUACGGUGGAUUCGGACAGGGCCGUGCGUGCAAGAGAGAGACGAAGAAGAAGUGGUAGACUGUCUCCUAGAGCUGUGACCUUUGUACCAGCCUGCGCUUUUUAAUAACGGGGCUCCUCAAUCCUGGAUCUGGCAUUAAUACUAGCCAUCCUAGCAUGCUCGUCGGGCUCUGAUUCUGCGGGGUUAUACUGGUUGGCCCAUUGUGGAAUGUGUGUGUACUUUUCACUUGGGCAGCUUUAAAACAUUGUGUCACAUCCUGCUUGGUCAUUCACUCAAAGGGAUCGGAGUGGCCAUGCCUGAAACAUUAUCAGCUUCAACUACAGGUGUGUCGUGGCUCUCUGGGGGUUCCUGGUUUACCUCCGUUUUAAUGCACUCACCUAAUUUUGAGCGCUCCCGCUUCACUUCCUGUCUUGAUCGGUUAAUUUGUUUCUGGCUGUUCUUGCAUCACCUCCUCUUUAAUGGGUUCGCCUAUUUCUGGGCCUUCCCACUUUAUCUCCUUGAUGAGUGUUUCUAUUCCUAGGGACGAUUCUGGAUCAUCGUCAGGGUGGGAAUCGGAAUUUCAUGGCUGUUGUGCAGCUGUGACAAUUCUCACGGUGUCCUUGUCCCUCAAGAUCUGCAUGGGCUCGUGCAGCGGCAGCAACGUGUCAUUGAGGUAGAGCUCGCUUUUCUUGGGAACGCCGUAUUUUGUUCGUAUCAACUUUGCGAACUGCCUGAUCGUCGUCGUCGCGGCUUUGUCGAUAAUGAUGCACACCAAAUUGUGUAGGCCGCGACGCGGAAUCGCGCUCUGCAGGUCCAACUUCACUCUGACAACGGAUCUACUCUCCGCCAUGUUUCAAUAGUUCAUCUCUCUCUUGCGCGCACGGUCCUGUCUCAAUGCACCGUAACAAUAUUUUCAUGUUUUCUUGGUGUGGAGUCAAUGCAAGAUUAACGUUUCAUUUUCUAUCUACAAGCACUGUUUUUAGUGUGUGUUGAUGGAAACUGUAUACCCAUUGCUAAGUGUACAUAUGACUAGUAUGGUACUACAAUAGCCCGGUGAAUGCAAAAUAGAAAAAGGUUUGACACUUGUAGUGGAAGACGUAACAGUGUGAUCAUAUUAGUACUGUUAACUGCUGCAGAGAUGAUGUCCACAGAUAAGGGCUGUGGCAGUAACAUCGGGUAGCGGUUUCACCUAUUGUUGCCGAUGGGCACUGUUUCUUUGCUCCAUACUUUUGCUUGAUAGCAUGCCUUUUACAGAAUGGGUGCCACUGAAAUCGGAGGCUAUUGUAUUAUGGCCCAUGAGACUAAUUCUUUUUGUGGUAAAAAUAUGUUUCUUUGUAAUGUAGUGCUACUAUGAGGUGUACUUACAACAUGCAUUUUGUAUGGGCAUUCUGUGUGGUUUUAGGUGUUAGCACUAUUUUUUAUAUAGAACACGUUUCCUUUUUCUUGAACUUUAAUUCCGUAAACUGCCACAGCAUUAUAGCUGUUCAAACAUUAACAAAGGAUAGGAGUAGUCUCAAGAUGGUAAUAAUAAGUUGAACGGUACUUGCAGAAUGACAUGCGACAGGAAAACUAGGAAGUUGAACACUCCAUAUGUGCAAUUACUGAAAAGUGUGAUGCCAUGCCACUUUGAAUCUUGUCACUACUGGCGAUGUGAGCUCUGAUCUAAGUGUAUGAGCCAAAAUUACACCAAUGUCACACGAACUGGAGAUGGUGGGAAUGAAAGCAUAGACAUUAGUUGGCCCUAAAUUGGCACGUUUCAUUACGUGAGUAUAGCACUAGAUUUAAUGUGUCAAUGAUAAAUGAUUAGGAUGUAUUAGGGGACGUGCGAAGUAGUUUUCAAACCUGUACUAACACAGCAGUUGAUGUGAAUGUUACAGCCACCAAACAAUUGGGCGUUUGUGUGGUAUUUUCUGAAACUUCACAAGAUUUCCUUUUAAUGUGGAAAGAAUUGUGUGUGGUGCAGACACUUGAAUUUGAUGCUUCCUAUGAUUAUGUAUAAUUUUCUUGUACGAAAGCAGCACAAAAAUGUUAGAUAAAAGUUUGGAAAUUCUUUUUAGUAAAUUAAAUAAGUAGAACAAGAAAAUACGCUGAUAGCAAGGUGGCUCCGGACAGUGCUGUAUUAGUUUGAAUGUUAUGUAAUACGCCAUGUUUUCUGGUGCACUUCUUUUUCUCCAUAAAACUUGGCUCAUGUUAUGUGGAACACCCUCACACAAAAGGCAUAAAGCAGUUGUAGCUUCCAUAAACUUUUGACUGGCCAUAUUAGCAACACUUUUCUUUAGACAGUGUCACACCAUGUCUGUACCACUGCACACAGGACAUAGAAGGUUCCCAAACAUUUCAAGCAUGUUACUUGUUUAAGCAUUGCAUGGCACUGGAACAAAAAUGGGAAGCAUGUUUGGUGAAUUUAAUGUAACAAUGCAAGAUACACCUUAGCACAUUUUACAAUCUGUCUUUCACUUAGUGUGAUCCGCAGUUUAUUGGUUUUAGCCUCCAAAAGUUAUUCUUAGAAGCACUAAUUGGAGGGCUGCACAUUAGCUUCUACCAUGCGAGGGCAUUCUUUAUCGGGCACCAAAAACUCAGUACACAGGCAUUUUUAUGUUUUGCCUCCAUUAGAAUGCUUCAAACAAACCUGGGAAUUGAAUCCACAGCUUUGUGUAAAGCAGCAAAUUACCAUAGCCACUGAGCCAUCAUGGUAGUGUUUUUGCCCCCCCUUUUUUUUAUCGUGGUCUAGCAGAUAUUGCGUUGAGAAAGUGAACUUGAAUAAAUUAUCUUCAUAUACAGACUGUUACAGUACCCCUGUCCACAUAAGAGUUUAAUUGAGCAAAGUCUUCGUUUCAAUGUGUGACAACAGUUUUAUACAGCAAAUCAACAUGUAUCACAUCUCCAGGCAGCAUAAAAUGUACACACAAGCAUCAGCAAACAAACAAAUUAUUUAGGUGCAUGCCAAACUUGUCUAACAUUUGUACAAAGUGAAUGUAGGGUUUCCAUUGCUGAUACCCCUGAACACUGUAGUUACUAUGGAAUGCAGCGAGCAUUAAAAUUUGUGCUUGGCUUUAAGCCUAUGAUGAGUUUUAUGUCGCUUUGUUGUAGGUAGGUACAGUGUACCUGCCCCAUUUGUCUUAUCAGAGCUUUAUAUGAUGCUUAUGCUGUACAUACUGUAAUUAAAAGAUUUUAU